Messenger RNA from Lachancea mirantina, 2874 nucleotides. The record is from the annotation of a GenBank genome assembly. Lineage: Eukaryota; Fungi; Ascomycota; Saccharomycetes; Saccharomycetales; Saccharomycetaceae.
AUGACGAUAGGUGACAAACAAAAAUGGACGGCUCAGAAAGUUCGUUCGACUUUUUUGGACUAUUUUAAAGAGAGAAACCAUAGAUUUGUUCCCUCUUCCCCCGUGAUUCCGUUCGAUGAUCCGACUCUUCUUUUUGCGAACGCUGGUAUGAAUCAGUACAAACCUAUCUUUUUGGGCACUGUGGACCCAUCUUCGGAUUUCUACGGUCUAAAGAGGGCUGUUAACUCCCAAAAAUGUAUCAGAGCCGGUGGUAAGCACAACGAUCUCGAAGAUGUGGGCAGAGACUCUUACCACCACACAUUUUUCGAAAUGCUGGGUAAUUGGUCCUUCGGCGACUACUUCAAGAAAGAGGCUAUCGAAUACUCGUGGGAGUUGUUGACGAAAGUAUACGGCAUCUCUGCUGACAAUCUUUACGUCACUUACUUCGAAGGGGACGAAAAGUUGGGCUUGCAGCCUGAUAUUGAAGCCCGUGACUUGUGGAAGGCUGUAGGCGUCGCUGAGGAUCACAUUUUACCAGGGAACGCCAAGGACAACUUCUGGGAAAUGGGCGACCAAGGCCCUUGCGGACCCUGCUCUGAAGUCCACUAUGACAGGAUUGGUGGCCGAAACGCUGCUUCUCUCGUCAACAUGGAUGAUCCAGACGUCCUUGAAAUUUGGAACAACGUUUUUAUCCAAUUUAACAGAGAGCAGGACGGGUCUUUGAAACCAUUGCCCGCUAAGCACGUUGAUACCGGUAUGGGCUUUGAGCGUCUCGUUUCGGUGUUACAGGAUGUUCGUUCCAACUAUGACACUGAUGUUUUCCAACCGCUGUUUGCACGUAUUCAAGAAAUGACAGGUUGCAGGCCUUACUCCGGUAAGUUUGGGACUGAGGAUGUCGAUGGUAUUGACACUGCUUAUAGAGUCUUAGCGGAUCAUGUGCGUACCUUAACUUUUGCCCUAGCGGAUGGUGGUGUCCCAAACAACGAAGGAAGAGGUUACGUCUUGAGGCGUGUGUUGAGACGUGGUGCUCGCUAUGCGAGAAAAUAUAUGAACUAUCCUAUCGGUAACUUUUUCUCGAGUUUGGCCCCAACUCUAAUUGACCAGGCCAAGGGGAUGUUCCCAGAAUUAGCAAAAGACCCAAGUUUCCUAUUCGAGAUUUUGGAUGAGGAAGAAGCUUCUUUUUCAAAAACAUUGGACCGCGGUGAGAGGCUGUUCGAGAAAUACGCUGAAGAAGCUUCCAAGACCUCCAGUAAAACACUUGACGGCAAACAAGUAUGGAGACUGUAUGACACAUAUGGAUUCCCUGUGGACUUGACUGAGUUGAUGGCUGAAGAACUAGGCUUGAAAAUCGAUGGUCCCGGUUUCGAGAAGGCUAAGCAAGAAUCUUACGAAGCUUCGAAAAGAGGUGGUAAGAAAGGAGCUUCUGAUCUUAUUAAGUUGAAUGUUCACGACCUUUCGAACUUGAACUCAGAUAACGUUCCCAAGACAGACGAUUCCCAUAAAUACAAUGCCGCCAACGUUAAGGCCAAAAUCUUACGUUUACACGACGGCAAUGGUUUCGUUGAAAAAAUAAAUGAGGUCGGAAAGCAAUAUGGUAUUAUUCUUGAUCAAACCUGUUUCUACGCGGAACAAGGUGGUCAGGAAUUUGACACUGGAUCUAUUGUCAUUGAUGGCGAAACCGAGUUUAAGGUGGAGAACGUUCAAUUGUACAAUGGCUUUGUUUUUCACACGGGUGCCCUUGAUGAGGGCUCACUUUCAGUGGGUGACGGAAUCAUUGCCACUUUUGAUGAAUUGCGUCGUUUCCCUAUUAAGAACAAUCACACAGGUACGCAUAUUUUGAACUUUGCUCUCAAGGAAGUUUUGGGUAGUGACGUUGACCAGAAGGGAUCUCUAGUCGCUCCUGAGAAAUUAAGAUUCGACUUUUCACACAAGAAGGCCCUGUCUAACGAUGAGAUUAAGAAAGUUGAGGAUAUUUCAAAUGACCAAGUCAAAGCCAACCACGUUGUGUACUACAAAAGCGUUCCACUUGAUCUAGCAAAAUCGAUAUGUUCCGUGAGAGCCGUUUUCGGAGAAACUUAUCCUGAUCCUGUCAGAGUGGUUUCUGUUGGAAGGCCAGUUGAUGACUUGAUCGCUGAUCCACAAAACGAAGAGUGGCAAAAAUACUCUGUUGAGUUCUGCGGUGGAACUCACGUCGCUAAGACCGGUGACAUUAAAGAGUUUAUAAUCAUCGAUGAGAGUGGUAUCGCCAAGGGUACCAGAAGAAUUGUGGCAGUUUCUGGAUCUGCAGCUCAUGAAGCCCAAAGGGUUGCAAGAAAGUUUGGUGACGACCUUGUUGCUACCGAGAAGCUUCCAUUCUCGCCAUUGAAGGAAAAGAAGCUAAAAGAGCUUGGCGUUCAGUUAGGCCAGCUACCAAUCUCCGUUGUCGCCAAAGAUGAGCUCAAGAAAAAGUUCACCAAAAUUGAGAAAUCUGUAAAAGACGAGGUCAAGACCAGGGCCAAGAAGGAAAUCAAGCAAACGAUUGAUGAAGUUAAGCAGUUUUUCGCUGACAACGAGCAAUCCAGUUACUUGGUGAAACACGUGAACAUCCCUGCUAACGCCAAAGCCAUUACGGAAGCCGUAAACCAUAUCAAAUCUUCUAGCAAUGAAAAGUCCAUCUACUUGUUUGUUGGUAAUGACCCAUCUGGUAAAGUUGCCCACGGUGGUUUUAUUUCUGACGCGGCCCUCCAAAAAGGCUUGGAUGGCCCUAGAUUAUUGAAGCUCGUAAGUGCGCAAGUUGGCGGAAAAGCCGGUGGUAAAGGCAAUGUCUUUCAAGGAAUGGGUGAUAAGCUCGAUGGUGUCGACCCAGCCGUUAAAGAGCUUAAGAACGCUUUUGCUCAGAAAUUGAGCAUUGAUUAA